AUGUCCCACACUUCACCCGCCACAUACCUUGUUUGGGCCAUUUUGUCAUCCCUGUUGGGCAUCUUUCUUGUCUUCCACCUUUGGUCUUUCGACCGCUUCAAAUGCUUGAAAUGGAACACCGGACCUACUUCUGGUGCCUUCAAGCGCGUCAUGACCUACUCGUAUCUACUAAGUGUACCGCUUAUUAUAUCGUACUCGAUUGGCUUCUCGAUCAUCAAGUACCAGGAGGGUUACACAUUCGUUCCCGGGCACGGAAUUAUUCCCACCCCGUACCAACUGUGGUCGGAGACAAAUCGCAGGGCGAUAUUCCCACUAAGUCUGUUGUUCUCGAUCGCAUGGGGUUUGGAGAUGGUGACGCACCUUGAGGAACUGUGCUUCUGGUUAUUCCUCGUCAAUGCGGGGUCAGCUUCCCAGGAUUGGUUCAAGAGCUGGUAUUUCAGAACGUGGUUGCUCGGGGCAUGCAUCGCCAUCGUGUACAUGCCGCUCGUGACGAUCUUUACACGUUCCGACCCUCUGAAGAACGAGGCGUUCACGUUCUUGGCUGGGAGCUUGGGCAGCUUCUCGCUGACGUUGUGGUUCUUGCCCGUACUGUGGACAUUUCCGUCCUUCCUCGCGAAUCUCAAAGCCGAAGGUGUGGACAUGGGCACUGUCGUUCGCUUGACCAAGUUCUCGGAAAUGAACUCCAUCCGCGUUCUAUUCCGUUUCAUGUUCACCGCUCCUUUCAUCGUGUUGGGGAUCGACGGAGUUCGGAACCAUCAGCAUGUCAAUGAGAGCGCUUUUUGGACUGACUUGCUUGCUAUCAUCGCUGCGAUGGGAUGUAUCAUCUCAUCUGGGCUGACGCUGGUCAUUUUCUUUCCUCGGUCGAUUGAGGGAGAGAUCCAAGCGAAGGAUGUAUCCCGUGAAGAAAAGGCUCUUCGCUCCAACCUGGGACGAACACGCUCUUUCCGCUCGCAGUCACAGGCGGGCACAUAUCUCCUCUCUGGCUCACCUGUCAAGCACUUGUCGAGCCUGCCAAGCGAGUACCAGGAUGCCGACAAGAAGUACGACGUGAACGAGAUUGGCUCCUCCGUGGUGUAUUCUCCUUAUGGCGAUUUACCGUACGACGGUCGCACUCCCUACCCGCCCCAGCCCACGAAAGUUUCGGCGGUUCCGCUGUACAAGCCUAAUCGACGAUUGACUGACGAAGAGGGAGGUGGAGUCGAGCUGGGUAACGUCAAUCUAACCGAACGCAAUCUCGCUUUGCACACUCAGCGAACGACUACCGUCAAUCCUCUGAUUCACGGGUUCACAUCACCAAUAGAUUUGGCGUAUGGCCCAGCUCCGACCAGCCCGCGGUAUCCGAAAGGCCCUCGGUAA
Molecule: messenger RNA, 1356 nt
Organism: Punctularia strigosozonata HHB-11173 SS5
Lineage: Eukaryota; Fungi; Basidiomycota; Agaricomycetes; Corticiales; Punctulariaceae
Exons: 11
Coding region: 1-1356 (451 amino acids)
Source: RefSeq, a predicted model, not a curated record